CACCCCCCACCCCCAGGUGCAUGCCGGGUAGAGCAGGAUGGCGUCUGCGGGCUGUGUGGAGGAAUGAAGCGGCUGACCGUUGCCUGUUUCCCCGCUGAACCCGCACCACCAGCGGCCUCACAGGUUUCACAGAGCGGAGCUGCGGAGGUUCUGAGCUAUGAGGAGUGCUGAGCUGUUCCCUCCAGGCGGUCUGGCUGUUGGACUAUGCUGUGUUUGUCCACUGGGUGGCGCCUCCUGAGCCGAGCUCACCGCCUCCUUCCCUGCCACCCCCAGUCCGUCUCCAUGUACGCCACUCGCCUCUACAGCACCGCGGGGGGAGGAGGAGGAGGGGGAGGAGGGAGUGGGGUCAAACAGGGGCGGAGGGCGGGGCUCACUGUGCUCGAGGCGCCACACCCUCCUCACCCCCACCUCUCCCACCACCCAGCGCCGCCUCCCCCCGCCUACCCACUGUACCAGGGACGACCUGAUGCCCACCGUGGAGCUCACUUCCACCACCACUACCACCCCCACCCUCCGGCCCACCACCUGGCCCCGCCCCCACUGCCCCCGCACUACCAGCACCACACCUCCUUCCACACGUACGGGGGCAUAGCCCCAGCUGGAGGAUCGGCGGGCGCCAAGAAGAAGACGUGGAACUUCAUCCACGAGAAGAUGAGCUACGACACAUUCUUCACCAUGAAGCGGCUGAUCGAGCGCUCGCGGCGGCCUGACGAAGUUCUGCGCUGGGUCACCCAGAACCCCGCCAAGAUCUCCCACAACCACUACCCCGUCGCCCUGCAGAAGAUCGGACAGCUGCUGCAGGCCACGCCCCCAACGCGCACAUCCAGGGACGAGGGUGACAGCGACGCCUCCAGCAGCGGGGCAGCAGAGGGGGAUGGCCGUCAGAUCCUGGAGCACCAGGAUUUCCAGACACUCUGCGGCGCCAUCGUCAGCGACUGCGCCAAGUUCGACAACUUCAGCAUCGUCAACUGCCUGUACGCCGUCGCUGCACUCGGUCUGCCCAGUGACUCCCAGGUGGUCCAGGUGCUGGAGGCAGAGUCUCAGUCCAGACUGAACCAGUUCAACCAGAAGGACGUGUCCAUGGUGUUCAGCUCCAGCAUGAAGCUGCACCCGGGCAGCCAGCACCCGCUGACCGAGGCCUGCCUGGCCGGCCUGGAGAAGAACCUGGAGAGAGAGCGCCACCCGCAGACGCUCUUCCUGCUGCUGUCGUACUACAGACUCAAGUGGCGCUCGCUGCAGCCUCAGGAAGCUGCUGCAGCGACUGCAGGGGGCGCUGCGACCGCCACCACCAGCAGCAACAGCACACUUCCAAACCCUGAGCAGCUGCUGGCCAACAGGAAGAUCCUGCGUCUGGUCAAACACACUCUGGCCAGCGUCAGCGGGGUCCGCGACCAGGAGAUGGCGCUGCUGGACGAGAUGCUGGCAGCAUGCGCCAGAGAGGCGAGCAACAAGAGCCUGGAGCUGAUCUUCAGCUCUCACCUGUUCUACCAGAACCGCCAGGAGAGGUUCAUCAGCAGCCUGGCAGAGGAGCUACCAAAGAAGGUGGACAGCAUCACUCCCUACACCAUGGCUCUGAUCGCCAAAUACAUUGCCCGACACCGGCUGAGAGAGACCAGACUGCUCGACACCAUCGCAGACUUCUUGGUGAAGAAGGCCGAGUACCUGGACAGUAAGGUGAUCCAGAAGCUGGUGUUCCCAUUCAGCAGGAUGAGCUACCGUCCUUCCAACGAGCAGCAGUUCUUCUCCCGGCUGGAGGAGGUGGUGGAGCUGAAGGCCCUCAGCUCGCCGCUCGCCACCGUCAACAUCCUGAUGUCGCUGUUCCAGCUGGGACACUUCCCCGGCCUGGUGCUCCACCGAGUCUUCUCCUCCGCCUUCAUCAGCAACGUCACCAACAGCCCGUACGCUCUGAUCGUGAGGCGCUACCUGUCCCUGCUGGACGCCGCCGUGGAGCUGGAGUUCCAGGAAUACAGCGGACCUCGACUGCAGGACGCCCACAAGGUGCUGAUGUUUGACCACGCCCUCACCGCUGAUGAGGUCAACCGCAAGUACAGCUAUAAAGGUCUGGUUGCUGAGGCUCUGCGGCAGCUGGUUGGAGAACAGAACUACAAACAGGAUGAAGUACUCGCCCCAGGAUACUACACAGACUUUGUUCUGUGGAUGGAUGGUUCUGGUCGGGUUCUGCCCAUCCGGACCGGGGCCGGUCUGGCUCUGAGCAUCGUUCCUCCAUCCUGCGUUGCCGUGGCAACCAAGCCGGACAGUGCGGUUGCCGUGGUGACCUCAGAGUUCCAGAAGUUCUCUCCGUUUGUGGCGCUGGAGGAGGGCGGCGAGCCGACCAGUCCUGUAGGAGAGGUUCUGGGCGGAGCCCUGGAGGCCCGGUCCUUCCUGCCCUCCCACAUCCGCAGCACGCCAGGGGCUGCGGCGCCCUCAGUGGCCCCCAGGCCUGGGACUAACGGGGGGCCCCUGGACUACGGCCCCUACUACGUCCCCGAGUACUACGCCGGCCUGGCCAAGGAGCACUCUCUGGAGAGCCAGGACAGCUCCACGCUCAGCAGCCCCCCGUCUGACGGACUGGCACCGCCCGGAGCUCAGGGGCCCACGGGGGCCCCGGCACCAGAUUCCCUGUUCCAGUUUUCCAUUGGGAAGAUCCUGGAGGACGACAGGGGCUCAGGGGCCCCGGGAGUCCAGGGGACGGACUGCGAGCUCCCCGGGUUCUAUGAAGGAGUCCCAUUCUCCGAGGGGCCCGAGGCCGACAGAGGGCCCCCCACCCCACCGCAGCUCCACCCCCCCGACAGACCGGACCCCGAUACCCUCCCAGACCAGAGGCAGAUCCGGAGGGUCAUCAUGUCCGUCAAUGACAAGUGGCACUACUGCCACAAUUCUGAGGUCCUGGUCGGGUCCAGGGCCAUGAGGGACCGCCACCUGAGGCUGCUGGGAUACAUCAUCCUGCAGCUGCCGUACCACGAGCUGGAGAAGCUGAACGGCAUCGAGGAGGUGAAGACGUACCUGCACCAGAAGCUGCUGGACGCCCCGCUAUGACGCCCCGGUGUGUGUGUGUGUGUGUGUGUGUGUGUGUGUGUGUGUGUGUGUGUGUGUGUGUGUGUGUGUGUGUGUGUGUGUGUGUGUGUGUGUGUGUGUGUGUGUGUGUGUGUGUGUGAGAGAUGUCCUAUCAGUCAGAGAUCAGGGGGAACGUCCAUGUGCACAUUGAUUAUCACUCAUUUAUUGAUCAGAGUUCCGAUCACUUCCUUCAUUGAUCAGGAAGGAGGUGGAGUUCCAUCUGUUCUGACAGAAAAUUGAACAUUUUCCAAACCCUGAAGAGUUGGAACCAUCACCAGAUGAUUGAGGAGCUGCUGGUGUGCAGAUGUUCUGACUGUUCGCCAGGUUCUCCAUCGGUUCUUCCCUCCAGCCAGCAGCAGAAACCAGCCGCUGGUCUUCAAAUAGAACCUGUUCUCAUGGUGGAACCUGUUCUCAUGGUCCUUCACGUUUUAAUCUGUGGUGCGUUCACCGACCCUCAGAGGAGUUUCAACUCUGCUCCCAGAUGUCGAAGUGUCCUUGAACGCACCUUCAGGCGAGCGGUAAGCAGCUGCUGACUUCACCUGUGCAGGUGAGCCGGUGGUUUGAUCAGCGGAGGGUCCCUGAACGCGUCGCUGAUCUGAUUGGUCGCCGUGUGGAUGAGCUAUUACUUCCUGUUUACUUUUUUGGAGGGUGGGAGGGGCCCUUUUAUAAAGUUUGGUAACCGUGGUAACGACAAUGCAUGUGGGAGUUUGUUUUCUAAGAUCAGAGCAGGGGCUGAUGGGUAACGUGGUCCACUCAGAGGAGGGGGAUAUUGCCAUGGUAACAGGGUGUGUGUGUGUGUGUGUGUGGUGUGUGUGGGUGUGUGUGGGUGUGUGUGUGUGCCAAAAGCCUGGAGGAGGUUGUGUGGGGUCAGAGGUCAGAUUAUUUAUUUGUGUAUCGGGUGACGGACGUUUGUUUAUAUUCUAUAAAUCUAUGAAUCCAAAUGUCUAUAAAAGAUCAAAGAGAA
Messenger RNA from Acanthochromis polyacanthus (spiny chromis), 4018 nucleotides. It is a transcript of the gene fastk, whose product is annotated as Fas-activated serine/threonine kinase. Gene Ontology annotation, biological process: regulation of mitochondrial mRNA stability; mitochondrial RNA processing. Gene Ontology annotation, molecular function: RNA binding. Gene Ontology annotation, cellular component: mitochondrial matrix; ribonucleoprotein granule. Lineage: Eukaryota; Metazoa; Chordata; Actinopteri; Pomacentridae. The coding region runs from base 205 to 3036 and encodes 943 amino acids. The transcript is spliced from 11 exons. The record is from RefSeq and is a predicted model, not a curated record.